This is a messenger RNA of Didymodactylos carnosus, 423 nucleotides long. The record is from the annotation of a GenBank genome assembly. Lineage: Eukaryota; Metazoa; Rotifera; Eurotatoria; Philodinida; Philodinidae.
AUGUCCCUUGAAGAAUUGAAGAAACUGACAACUAGAGGUCUCUUAUCAAUGAAUUAUUUUAUGUCGACAAGUACAGAAAAAAAGCAAGCACUUGUAUUUGUGGACCAGGCGUUAUCCCCAAGUCAGCUUAAUCAGGGAAUUCUGUCUGAAAUGAAAGUUGAUGUUAAAAGCUGUUAUAAACCAUUUCAUAAUAUUCAAAAUCUGAGUUAUCUUUCAAGUGAAAACGAAGUCCUAUUUUCAAUGGGUACAGUAUUUCGCAUUCAAUCAAUUCAUGAAACCGGUAGUAAAAGUUGGAGUAUUCCUCUAAAACUAGUUGAUGAAGGAGAUCAACAACUGCAAAUCUUGAGGAAUCAUAUGAGAAAGGAUAUAGGAGAAGGAAAUGAUGCAUUUGCAUUAGCACAUUUGACGAUCGAAAUGUGCUAA